Molecule: messenger RNA, 1536 nt
Organism: Odocoileus virginianus texanus
Lineage: Eukaryota; Metazoa; Chordata; Mammalia; Artiodactyla; Cervidae
Source: RefSeq, a predicted model, not a curated record
AGGCGGCCUCUCGCCAUGGCCAAGUGGCUGAAGAAGUACUUCAGCUUGGGCAACAGCAAGACCAAGAGUUCCCCGCAACCGCCGCGGCCCGACUACCGUGAGCAGCAGUGCCGAGGCGAGCGGCCCUUGCAGCCCCAGGCUGUGCCACAGGCUCCCGCGGCUGCCUCCGAGUCCUGCGGUAAAGCCGCUGCCGCCUGCUUCUCGGCCUUGUCGGGAUCGCUGCCCGACGACAGCGGCAGCACGAGCGACCUCAUCCGCGCCUACCGCGCACAGAAGGAGCGUGACUUUGAGGACCCCUACAAUGGUCCUGGCUCGUCGCUGCGCAAAUUGUGUGCCAUGUGCCACCUGGACUACUGCGGCAGCGGGGAACCAGGUGGGAGCCAGUGCGCCUUUUCCGCCUCGUCCGCGUCGGGCGCCGCGGGCUGCUGCUGUGCCUCCUCCGGCGCGGGCGCCGCCGCGUCCUCGUCCUCGUCCUCUGGCUCCCCGCACCUCUACCGCAGCAGCAGCGAGCGGCGGCCUGCCACCCCGGCCGAAGUGCGCUACAUCUCCCCGAAGCAUCGCCUCAUUAAGGUGGAGAGCGCCGCGGGCUGUGCCGGGGACCCCCCAGGGGCCGCCUGCUCUGGCGGCCGUACCUGGAGCCCGACGGCCUGCGGCGGCAAGAAACUACUCAACAAGUGUGGCGCCUCGGCCGCGGAGGAGAGCGGUGCUGGCAAGAAGGACAAGGUGACCAUCGCUGAUGACUACUCGGAUCCCUUUGAUGCCAAGAAUGAUCUCAAAAGCAAAGCAGGAAAGGGAGAGAGCGCAGGCUACAUGGAGCCCUAUGAGGCCCAGAGGAUCAUGACUGAGUUCCAGAGGCAGGAAAGCGUCCGGUCGCAGCACAAAGGCAUCCAGUUGUACGACACCCCUUAUGAACCCGAGGGCCAAAGCGUGGACUCGGACUCAGAGAGCACGGUCAGCCCCCGGCUCCGGGAGAGCAAGCUGCCCCAGGACGACGACAGGCCCGCCGACGAGUACGAUCAGCCGUGGGAGUGGAACCGGGUCACUAUCCCAGCUCUAGCAGCCCAGUUUAAUGGCAGUGAGAAGCGGCAGUCAUCCCCCUCGCCUUCCCGGGACCGGCGGCGCCAGCUUCGAGCUCCCGGAGGGGGCUUCAAGCCCAUCAAACAUGGGAGCCCUGAGUUCUGUGGGAUCCUGGGAGAGAGAGUGGAUCCCGCUGUGCCACUGGAGAAGCAAAUAUGGUAUCACGGAGCCAUCAGCAGGGGUGACGCUGAGAACCUGCUACGCCUGUGUAAGGAAUGCAGCUACCUUGUCCGGAACAGCCAGACCAGCAGGCACGACUACUCCCUCUCCCUGAAGAGCAACCAGGGCUUCAUGCACAUGAAACUGGCCAAAACCAAAGAGAAAUACGUCCUGGGCCAGAACAGCCCCCCGUUCGACAGUGUCCCGGAGGUCAUCCACUACUACACCACCAGGAAGCUGCCCAUCAAAGGCGCCGAGCACCUGUCCCUGCUCUACCCCGUGGCGGUGCGGACCCUGUGA